AUGGAGUACAACCUCAGGCCUCUACUUUCUAGAUACAUUGAGUACAAAGUGAAGAGUACCCCUCGGAACGCGCGGGCGCUGCUGCGGCUGCUGCGGCUGCUGGCCUGCUACCCGCACACGCAGGACGUCUACCUCGGCAAGCCCAGCCUGGACAGGCCCAUCCAGGCCACGGAGAGGGUCAGCGAGGACCAGGUGCGUCCCGUCCACUUCAGGUUUGCCAUGGGCGGGGCCGGCUUCUGCAUCAGCCGAGGGCUGGCCCUGAAGAUGAGCCCGUGGGCCAGUGGAGGCCACUUCAUGAGCACGGCGGAGCGGAUCCGGCUGUCGGACGACUGCACCAUUGGCUACAUCGUGGAGGCGCUGCUGGGUGUGCCCCUCAUCCGCAGCGGGCUCUUCCACUCCCACCUGGAGAACCUGCAGCAGGUGCCCACCUCCGAGCUCCAUGAGCAGGUGACCUUGAGCUAUGGCAUGUUUGAAAACAAGCGGAAUGCCGUCCACAUUAAGGGGCCUUUCUCAGUGGAGGCUGACCCAUCCAGGUUCCGCUCCAUCCACUGUCACCUGUACCCGGACACACCCUGGUGUCCCCGCACCGCCAUCUUCUAGCAGCUGUGGCUG
This is a messenger RNA of Hippopotamus amphibius kiboko, 612 nucleotides long. Its product is annotated as beta-1,3-N-acetylglucosaminyltransferase lunatic fringe-like. Gene Ontology annotation, cellular component: membrane. The record is from RefSeq and is a predicted model, not a curated record. Lineage: Eukaryota; Metazoa; Chordata; Mammalia; Artiodactyla; Hippopotamidae. The coding region runs from base 1 to 600 and encodes 199 amino acids. The transcript is spliced from 2 exons. Gene Ontology annotation, biological process: regulation of Notch signaling pathway. Gene Ontology annotation, molecular function: O-fucosylpeptide 3-beta-N-acetylglucosaminyltransferase activity.